GCGCGCGCGGGGCGGGAGCGCGAGCCGGCGGCGGGGGCGGCGGGCUGGAGCGCCCGGAGGAGGAGGCGGCGGCGGCGGCGAGAGCCCGAGCCUGAGCCCGGCCAGGGCGAGCGGAGCAGGCGGCGGGCGGAGAGGCUGGCGGCCGGGCUGCCCCGCGAAUCCUCCCGCAUCCGGCCCGGCGGGCCGCUCCCGCUCGCGGCAGCCCCCCGAGCAGCGGCCCGGCACCGGCGCCUUCCCGGCGGGUGAGAGCGAACCAUGGAGCUCCGUGUGGGGAAUAAGUACCGCCUGGGCCGGAAGAUCGGGAGCGGGUCCUUCGGAGAUAUCUACCUGGGUGCCAACAUCGCUUCUGGUGAAGAAGUUGCCAUCAAGCUGGAAUGUGUGAAAACGAAGCACCCCCAGCUGCACAUCGAGAGCAAGUUCUACAAGAUGAUGCAGGGAGGAGUGGGAAUCCCGUCCAUCAAGUGGUGUGGGGCCGAGGGCGACUACAACGUGAUGGUCAUGGAGCUGCUGGGGCCCAGCCUUGAGGACCUCUUCAACUUCUGCUCCCGCAAGUUCAGCCUCAAGACGGUGCUGCUCCUGGCCGACCAGAUGAUCAGCCGCAUUGAGUACAUCCACUCCAAGAACUUCAUCCACCGGGACGUCAAGCCGGACAACUUCCUCAUGGGGCUGGGGAAGAAGGGCAACCUGGUGUACAUCAUCGAUUUCGGCCUGGCCAAGAAGUACCGGGACGCCCGCACCCACCAGCACAUCCCCUACAGGGAAAACAAGAACUUAACCGGCACUGCCCGCUACGCCUCCAUCAACACCCACCUGGGCAUCGAACAAAGCCGCCGGGAUGACCUGGAGAGCCUGGGCUACGUGCUCAUGUACUUCAACCUGGGCUCCCUGCCCUGGCAGGGCCUCAAGGCCGCCACCAAACGCCAGAAGUACGAGCGGAUCAGCGAGAAGAAGAUGUCCACACCCAUCGAGGUCCUCUGCAAAGGCUACCCCUCCGAGUUCUCCACAUACCUCAACUUCUGCCGCUCCCUGCGGUUCGACGACAAGCCCGACUACUCGUACCUGCGCCAGCUCUUCCGCAACCUCUUCCACCGGCAGGGCUUCUCCUACGACUACGUCUUCGACUGGAACAUGCUCAAAUUCAUGCGGCCCCCCUCUCGCCAGCCCCCCGCCCUUCCCUGUGGACGACCCCAGGACCAACUAGGGUGCAGCCCGGAAUCCCGAGGACGUGGACCGGGAGCGGCGAGAGCACGAGCGCGAGGAGAGGAUGGGGCAGCUCCGGGGGUCUGCGACCCGGGCCCUGCCCCCAGGCCCGCCCACGGGGACCCCCGCCAACCGGCUCCGCAGUGCUGCCGAGCCUGUGGCCUCCACCCCAGCCUCCCGCAUCCAGCAAGCUGGCAAUACUUCUCCCAGAGCGAUCUCACGGGUCGACAGAGAGAGGAAGGUGAGCAUGAGGCUACACCGGGGCGCUCCGGCCAACGUUUCGUCCUCCGACCUCACUGGGCGGCAAGAGGUCUCCCGGAUUUCAGCCUCACAGACAAGCGUGCCAUUUGACCACCUCGGGAAGUGAGGGGAGCUCCAUCGGACCAGUAUUUGCUUAGUGUCUUCACUGUAUUUUCUUUCAAAAAACAACAAAAAGAUGGGGAAAAAACCACUCAAAAGAACAAAAACGACAAAAACCCAGCACAAAAGCGACGAUGGAUUUUGUUUCUUUAAUUUUUUUUUUAUUUUAAUUUUUUUUUUUUUUUUGGCCAACGGCAAGAAGAUGAGAUGCCCUCAGCACCGAGGAUUCUUGUCCCUUUGCAUUUCCCGCUGCCCACGCCUUCAGGCUGCCAAAGGCUUCCCCAGACCCCAGGCCACACGUGCCAGACGCCCGCCGAGGCCCUGCCCGGUGAUGCUGAGGCCAGGAGAGGGACAGCUCAGCCUCGAGGGCCACGAGGAGGCGGCCAUGAGGAGGUGGCCAGGAGCCUGGGGAGUGGUUUGACUGUUUGGGUGGAGCCGGGUGUCACCAGGGGUUCUUGAGCCUCAGAACCACAGGAGACUCGGCCCCCGCUGCCCGGGGCGAUGGUGGCUGGCUUCCCGAGAGGGCUUUCCCAGCGUCCCCCUGAGCGUUUGGGCUGUCCUUUGCCUUGGCAAGGGGACUUCAGUUGUGGGCGGUAAGGUGAUGGCGGCCGAGCGUCGUCCUGUGCCUGUGUGUGCGUAUGUGACCUGCAUCCCCCGGGACAGCAGGACCUGCCCCCUGCCAGGCGGAGUUUCUGUUCUCAUCCCUCUAACCAGGACACCGGGUGGGUGAUGACGACCUGCGUGCGUCUCGAGAAGGGCACAGAGCGUCCUGGCCGCCACCAGCCCCUCACCACCCAGGGCAGCCCUGUCCCCAAUGCCUGGAGACUCCCAGAAAGCACCUGGCUCCUGGGGUGUGGAUGAAUUUCCUGGUCCUGACACCCCCCGGGGGCCACCCCCCUGCACCCAGCCUCUCCAGCGAGGAGCCUGGGUCCGGGCUGGGCAUGGCCUUACCCACCCCUCCUACUUAACACCCGUUUUUAUUUUUGUUUGUUUUCUCUUGUGUGUGUAUUUCCUAAUUUAUUUACCUCUGUUUCCCCUUCUUUCUUUUUCUUUCUUUUUUUUUUAAUUAAAGAGCAAAGCUUUUUAUAACUUUGUAAUUUAAAAAACUGAAAAAAAAAAAUACUGAAGAACUUUGGGGGGAAUUUUGUACUUUUUUCCUGUGUAAAUAUUGGACUUUUUUGAGCUUUAUUGUGGUUGUUAAUUUGAAGUAAUAAAGUAGAAAAGGAUCAAGUGA
Molecule: messenger RNA, 2794 nt
Organism: Eptesicus fuscus (big brown bat)
Lineage: Eukaryota; Metazoa; Chordata; Mammalia; Chiroptera; Vespertilionidae
Gene: CSNK1E
Product: casein kinase 1 epsilon
Exons: 12
Coding region: 256-1551 (431 amino acids)
Biological process (GO): peptidyl-serine phosphorylation; signal transduction; endocytosis
Cellular component (GO): cytoplasm; nucleus
Molecular function (GO): protein serine/threonine kinase activity; ATP binding
Source: RefSeq, a predicted model, not a curated record